CGACCUCCUCGCCUCUCUCUCUCCCUUCCUUCCCCCUCCCUCUCUCUAAACCCGGAGGCCGGCGAUGGCGUCCUCCCAGCCCUUCCCCUCCGGCCCCCCGCGACCCCGCCCUGGCUUCAGUCCCAACCCCAACCCUAACCCUAACCCCUCCGCUGCCGCCGACGCAAUCCAGAACCUCCAGAUCGGCCGCCCCCCGCCGCCCUCCGCCGUCCCCGGCGUGGCCGCUGCGCCUCCCUUUACCUCCCCCGCCUCCCGCCCCGGUCCCCCUCCCGCAGCCACCUCCCUGUCCCGCCCUGGCCAUCCCCCCUUCGCCUCCCGACCCCCUCCCUCCUCUGCCCCGAUCACCAGCAACGGCCCCCCCGCCUUCGGACUCGGCGCCCCCCGCUUCCCUCCCCCGCCCCCCGCCUCCCAGCAGAUGCCCCCAGUGUCCGGACCGGCCACGAUCAGGGCCGCUUCCCCUUCCGCCGCCCCUCCCCAGGCCCAGGUCGCUCGUUCGUUCCCCGGCAGCCCUCCGUCCGCCCACCCGCCGUCCUCGCAGCCAUUCAUGGGCCCGCCACCGUCCUCUCAGCCUUUUAUGAGCCCGCAGCUGUCCUCGCAGCCGCUUAUGGGCCCGCUCUCCUCCCGGCCGUUUGGUGGACCGCCAUCUUCGCAGCCAUUUGGUGGACCACCAUCGUCGCGGCCAUUUGGUGGACCGCCGUCCUCCCAGCCAUUUGGUGGGCCGUCCUCGCAGCCGUUUGGUGGAUUGCCAGCUUCGCAGCCAUUUUCUGGGUUGCCGGCCUCGCAGCCAUUUUCUGGAUUGCCAGCCUCGCAGCCAUUUUCUGGACCGCCAGCCUCGCAGCCAUUUUCUGGACCGCCAGCCUCGCAGCCAUAUACGGCGCCGCCAAUGCCAUUCCCAGGGCCCCCGACAUCCAGUUCUCCCUUUGGGACUCCAUCAUGGCAGUCGCAGGCACAGCAGGGGGUGCCAUCAAUGGUUUCUAUGCAAGCGCCACCCAGAAUGUUUGGCAUGCCACCACAUACACCUGGUCAAACUAUGGCUUCAGUCCCCCCUGUGAUGGGCCACUCCCCUCUUGCAGGGCAUCAGGUAUCAACGCCAUCAAAAAUUGAUCCAAAUCAGAUUCCACGGCCUGUGCCAAGUACCUCAGUUGUCCUGUUUGAGACCCGUCAGGGAAAUCAAGCAAACAUUCCACCGCCUGCCACAAGUGAUUUCAUUGUCAAGGAUAAUGGCAACUGCAGCCCGCGAUUGAUGAGGUGCACCAUGAAUCAGAUACCAUGCACUGGAGAUCUGUUAUCAACAUCGAGCAUGCCCCUGGCUUUGAUGGUACAACCCUUUGCGCUUCCACAUCCAUCUGAGGAGCCUAUCCAAGUUGUGGACUUUGGGGAGAGUGGACCUCUUCGAUGUUCUCGCUGCAAAGGAUAUGUAAAUCCUUUCAUGAGAUUUGUUGAUCAAGGACGCCAUUUCACUUGCAAUCUAUGUGGAUUUACUAAUGAGACUCCUCGGGAUUACUAUUGUAAUCUUGGGCCAGAUGGUAGGCGGCGUGAUGCUGAUGAAAGACCUGAGCUCUGUAGGGGAACAGUGGAAUUUGUUGCUACUAAGGAAUACAUGGUCCGUGAUCCAAUGCCUGCUGUGUUUUUCUUCAUCAUUGAUGUCACAAUGAAUGCUAUACAGACUGGUGCAACUGCAGCAGCUUGUACUGCAGUCAGCCAGGCGCUUGCAGAGCUUCCUGAAGGUCCUCGAACGAUGGUGGGCGUUGCGACAUUCGAUUCAUCUAUUCAUUUUUACAAUCUUAAACGAGCUUCACAGCAGCCUUUGAUGCUCAUUGUUCCGGACAUACAAGAUGUUUAUACACCUCUUCAUACUGACCUGAUUGUUCAACUUACUGAGUGCCGUCAAAAUUUGGAGCAAUUGCUGGAUAGCAUCCCAAACAUGUUUGAAAAUAAUAGAGUCACUGAAUCUGCUUUUGGUGCAGCUAUCAAGGCUGGGUUCCUGGCUAUGAAACCCACAGGCGGAAAGCUUCUUGUAUUUCAAUCAGUCUUGCCAUCAGUUGGUAUUGGGUCUCUUUCCUCCAGAGAAGCAGAAGGAAGAACAAAUAUUUCUUCAGGAGAUAAGGAGGCCCAUAAAUUGCUUCAGCCAGCAGAUAAGACUCUAAAAACAAUGGCAAUAGAGUUUGCUGAAUAUCAGGUUUGUGUGGAUAUAUUCCUUACAACCCAGACCUUCGUGGACAUCGCUUCCAUCUCUGUUGUUCCAAGAACUACUGGAGGACAGGUUUAUUAUUACUACCCAUUUUCUGCUGUUUCCGAUACUGCUAAACUCUACAAUGAUCUUAGAUGGAAUAUCAGUAGACCCCAAGGUUUUGAGGCUGUGAUGCGUGUGAGGUGCAGCCAGGGCCUUCAAGUUCAGGAGUACUCUGGAAAUUUUUGCAAGCGCAUUCCCACUGAUAUUGAUCUUCCUGCGAUUGAUUGCGACAAAACCAUAAUGGUCACUUUCAAACAUGAUGAUAAGUUCCAGGAGGGUUCAGAAUGUGGUUUCCAGUGUGCUCUUCUUUACACUACAGUGUAUGGGCAAAGACGAAUACGAAUUAUAAAUCUCUCACUUCCCUGCACCAGCAUGCUCAGCAAUCUGUUUCGUUCAGCUGAUCUGGACACUCAGUUUGCCUGUUUUCUGAAGCAAGCUGCAAAUGGCGUCCCAACUAGUCCUCUAUCUCAAGUUCGGGAUCAAAUAACAAACCUCUGCAUCAACAUCUUACACUCCUAUCGUAAAUAUUGUGCGACUGUAUCAUCAUCCGGACAGCUAAUUCUUCCAGAGGCUCUUAAGCUUUUGCCUCUAUAUACCCUAGCUUUGGUCAAAAGCAUUGGCUUGCGAAAUGAUGGUCGGUUGGAUGACCGAUCCUACUGGAUCAGCCAUGUUGCUUCACUUUCAAUUUCGCUUGCUAUUCCUUUGGUGUAUCCUAGGAUGAUUUCUAUUCAUGACCUUGCUUCAAAGGAGGAGGAUGGAUCUCUUUUAUCUGCUACAAUUCCUUUAUCCAGUGAGCAUAUAAAUGAAGAUGGAAUUUAUCUGCUGGAAAAUGGUGAGGAUGGUCUAAUUUAUGUAGCGAACAUGGUGAAUUCAGAUAUUCUCCAACAAUUAUUUGGAGUUUCUUCUGCUGAUGGGAUUCCAACCCAGCUGGUACUGCAGCAAUUUGAUAAUGAUCUUUCAAAGAAACUGAAUGAUGUUGUUAACGAGAUUAGGCGCCAGAGAUGUUCAUACUUACGUUUGCGGUUAUGCAGGAAAGGUGAUCCAUCAGGUAUGUUUUUCUUUCCAUAUAUGGUUGAAGACAAGGCUCCUGGUGGCCUUUCCUAUGUUGAGUUCCUUGUACAUGUCCAUCGGCAAAUACAAACAAAAAUGGCAUGAGACGUAAGACCUGUUCAUCAAGUUUUGGUUGCUAUGCAAUUUUCAUAUGUAAAAGUUCCAUCCAUAUUGGAGAUGGAUAGAAGACGAUCAUCAGAUUUAUCCUGACAGAUGCACAUGCUUUGUGCUGUUGAUGCCAACUAGUCCAUUCAUAUGGGAAACAGGUGCGGGAUUUUUGUGCUUGCAGUUUUUACAAUUACCAGGACUUGGAGAUAGGUGAUACAAAUGGUAUAAAAACAGUUUGGUUGUUAACCCAAGGAACCGUUUCUUUUUCUUGACAUUUGUUUUAAUUUGUUGUAAACCCAGAGGAUGUAUGCAAUGGAAAGAAAUGUUGGUGGCUUGGCAAUAAAUAUGAGUUUGUUGUUUGGUUACUAUUUCA
Phoenix dactylifera (date palm) is the source of this 3764-nucleotide messenger RNA. Its product is annotated as protein transport protein SEC24 C-like. NCBI's taxonomy places the organism in Eukaryota, Viridiplantae, Streptophyta, Magnoliopsida, Arecales, Arecaceae. The record is from RefSeq and is a predicted model, not a curated record. Gene Ontology annotation, biological process: endoplasmic reticulum to Golgi vesicle-mediated transport; COPII-coated vesicle cargo loading; intracellular protein transport. Gene Ontology annotation, molecular function: zinc ion binding; SNARE binding. Gene Ontology annotation, cellular component: COPII vesicle coat; endoplasmic reticulum exit site.